AUGCCUUUUAAUUUUAUCUAUAUUUUAUUUAUUAUAUAUUUUUUAUUAUCUCCAAACAUAAAAGGUAAAAAGGUUAACAUUUCAGUAUAUAAAGCUUAUAUUUUAUAUUCCCAGAAAACGAAAAAAUACCAAAUAUUAACCCAACGCAAUAAAGCUAUUAAAAAUAUUAAAGGAAUACAGAAAAUUAAAUCCUCCAUUUUUAUUCACGAUAAAAUUCAGGAUAUAUCAAGCAUAAUAAACGAAAAUAAACAAUUUCUGCUUAAAUAUCUAAUUGUUCCUGCGUCUAUUAAAUUUUUUUUUAAAAAUUUGCAAUUUUUGAGAUUACCAUUAUUACAUUUCAUAAGAAUAUACAAAUUUAUAAUAUAUAUUCGAUGCCUUCUUGAAUGGCUUCCUCAAGUUAACCCACAUUUAAGCCCUUUUGUUUAUGUCUUUACAUAUACAAAUAAUUAUGUUCAAUUUUUUCAUAAAUCUAUCCCAAACGUUUUCGGAAUCGAUUUAAGCGGAAUUUUUUCUUGGCUUUUUCUCGAAUUGAUGGAAUCUCUUUUAUCCUAA
Messenger RNA from Plasmodium yoelii, 552 nucleotides. Its product is annotated as YGGT family protein, putative. Gene Ontology annotation, cellular component: membrane. The record is from RefSeq and is a predicted model, not a curated record. The transcript is spliced from 5 exons. NCBI's taxonomy places the organism in Eukaryota, Apicomplexa, Aconoidasida, Haemosporida, Plasmodiidae. Bases 1 to 552 code for a protein of 183 amino acids.